Gallus gallus (chicken) is the source of this 2508-nucleotide messenger RNA. RefSeq lists its product as uncharacterized. The coding region runs from base 23 to 481 and encodes 152 amino acids. Gene Ontology annotation, biological process: mitochondrial fission; peroxisome fission; mitochondrial fragmentation involved in apoptotic process. The record is from RefSeq and is a predicted model, not a curated record. Gene Ontology annotation, cellular component: peroxisomal membrane; mitochondrial outer membrane. NCBI's taxonomy places the organism in Eukaryota, Metazoa, Chordata, Aves, Galliformes, Phasianidae. The transcript is spliced from 5 exons. Gene Ontology annotation, molecular function: protein binding.
GGCCGCGGCUCUUCCGGGUGCGAUGGACCCGGAGUUUGACGAUGUGGUGGCGCCGGAGGACCUCAUGGCCCUGGAGAGGCGCUAUGCCGAGGAGAGCCACCGGGGGGCGCCGUCGCGCCGCUGCCGCUUCGAGUACGCGUGGGGGCUGCUGCGCAGCAGAUACAACAGCGACGUGCGGAAGGGAGUGGCCAUGUUCCGAGAGCUGAUGGCUGACGGAGCUCCGGAGGAGCAGCGCGACUGCGUUUACUACCUGGCGGUGGGCAACUACCGCCUCAAGGAAUACGAGCAGGCCUUGAAGUACGUCGGGGCGCUGCUGCAGGCCGAGCCGGGCAACACGCAGGGACUGAGGCUGCAGCAGCUCGUCAGGGCACGCAUGCACCGCGACGGGAUGUUGGGGGCCGCCAUAGUUGGGGGGGUGGCUCUGGGGGUGGCCGGCCUGGCGGGGCUUUUGGGAUUCGCCAUCUCUCGUGCCCGUCACUGAUGUCACCGCGUCCCCAACGUGUCCCCAACGUGUCCCCAAUGGGACCCCACCCCGUGUCCCCAAUGGGACCCCACCCCACGUCCCCAGCGUGUCCCCAAUGGGACCCCGGGUUGUCCUCAACCAAUGUCCCCAUCACGGCCCCAACCCACCCCCAUUGUCCCCCAUGUGGCCCCAGUGUCCCCGACCCAUUGUCCCUAUUGUCCCUAGCGUCCCCAACCCCACUCCCACUGUCCCCAUUGUGUCCCCAAUGUCCCCAACCCACCUCCAAUGUCCCCAACCCGUUGUCCCCAUUGUUUCCAAUGUCCCCAACCCACCCCUAAUGUCCCCAACCCACUCGCAUUGUCCCCAAUGGGGCCCCAAUGUCCCCAACCAGUCCUCAUUGUGUCCCCAAUGCCCCCAACCCACCCCCAAUGUCCCCAACCCAUUGUCUCUAAUGUCCCCAACCCAUCCCCAUUGUCCCCAAUGCGGUCCCAAUGUCCCCAACCCAUUGUCCCCAAUGUGUCCCCAAUGUCCCCAACCCACCUCCAUUGUCCCCAAUGCAGUCUCAAUGUCCCCAGCCCAUACCCAAUGUCCCCAACCCAUUGUCCUCUUUGUCCCCAACCCAUAUCCCCAGCGUCCCAAAUGUUCCCUCUGUCCCCAACACCCCAUUGCCCUCAUCGUCCCCAUUGUCCCCAAUGUCCCAAACGUCCCCAGGGUCCCCAACACCCCAUUGUCCCCAAUGUCCCCAACCCAUCCCCGAUGUCCCCAACACCCCAUUGUCCCCAACGUCCCCGUUGUCCCCAACCCAACGCUCCAUUGUCCCCAAUGUCCCCAACACCCCCAACCCCAUCAUGUCCCCAACACCCCCAAUGUCCCCAUUGUCCCCAACACUCCAUUGUCCCCAAUGUCCCCAUUGUCCCCAACGUCCCCAACACCUCAUUACACCCCGUUGUCCCCAACGUCCCCAGUGUCCCCAGUGUCCCCAAUGCCCCCCAAUGCCCCCAACACCCCCAUUGUCCCCAUUGUCCCCAACCCCCCCCAUGACCCCAACACCCCCAAUGCCCCCAACACCCCCAUUGUCCCCAUUGUCCCCAACCCCCCCCAUGUCCCCAACACCCCCAAUGCCCCAUUGUCCCCAACGUCCCCAUUGUCCCCAAUGUCCCUGACCCCCCCAUGUCCCCAACACCCCAUUGUCCCCAUUGUCCCCAACCCCCCCCAUGUCCCCAACACCCCCAAUGCCCCAUUGUCCCCAACGUCCCCAUUGUCCCCAAUGUCCCUGACCCCCCCAUGUCCUCAACACCCCAUUGUCCCCAUUGUCCCCAACCCCCCCCAUGUCCCCAACACCCCCAAUGCCUCAUUGUCCCCAAUGUCCCCAUGUCCCCCCUCCCCUGUGUCCCUGUCUCCUUGUCCCCCCCCCCAACCCUUGGCUACACGCUGACAACGUGGUGACAACGUGGUGACAACGAGGUGACAAUGAGGUGACAACAAGGUGACAACGUGGGGAGACAAUGGUGACACGAUGGUGACACGAAGGUGACAACGUGGUGACAACGUGGGGACACAAUGGUGACAACGUGGUGACAACGUGAGGACACAAUGGUGACACGAUGGUGACAAUGUGGUGACUCGAUGGUGACACAAUGGUGACAACGUGGUGACAAUGUGGUGACACAAAGGUGACCCGAUGGUGACAACGUGGUGACACGAUGGUGACACAAUGGUGACAACGUAGUGACACGAUGGUGACCCGAUGGUGACACAAUGGUGACCCGAUAGUGACACCGUGGUGGCCCAAUGGUGACAACAUGGUGACACGAUGGUGACAUAAUGGUGACAACGUGGUGACAACGCAGUGACCCAAUGGUGACACGAUGGUGGCACGAUGGUGACAACGUGGUGACACAAUGGUGACACAAUGGUGACCCAAUGGUGACACAAUGGUGACAACGUGGUGACACAAUGGCGAUGCGAUGGUGACACAAUGAUGACCCAAUGGUGACCCAAUGGUGACAAUGUGGUGACAAUAUGGUGACACAGUGGUGACACAA